AUGUCGCUCCUCGAGACCAAGGCCCCGGCCAUCGGGUUCGACAUCGGCAGCUCCGACGGCGUGCACGGCCUGGCGCUCUGCCGUGGGGACGUCCCCAGGACGAUGUGCGCCGAGUGCAUCCGCUCCGCGGGAGCCCAGGCCCAACGCCUCUGCUCGUCCAAGAAGGACGCCGUCGUCUGGCUCGACGCCUGCAUGCUCCGCUACUCCGGCGAGCCGUUCUUCGGCGAGGUCGACGACGACCACAGCGCCGUCGUGCCGGGAGGUGUCCAGAGCGCGGCGAGGUCUGUCCAGUUCGACAACGAGGUCGCCGGCAUGAUGAAGAGGCUCACGAGGACGGCGUACCUCUCGCCGCUGCUGUUCGCCGCCGGGGCAGCCGAGGCGGUCGCCGGGACGCGAAGACUGCACGGGCUCGCGCAGUGCACCAAGGACUGGUCAGGUGACAACCAAACAAGGGGUCUAAAUGUAAAUGGGCCGGUCCGUUUCGAUCGCGACCUGCCCAAGCCCCUAUACGAGACAUCACACCAUCCUCUCCUCUCGUCCUCCCGGUCUAGCCCCCCACCCCCUCCUCCGGCCAUGGCCCCGGUCUCCCACUCCCCUCCUCCGGCCACGGAUCGCGCCUCCUUCCCUGACUGGGUCAUUCUGGACCGUUUCGUGGUAUGCAAGGAUGACGUCCUCACGGACGGCGGCGACUCGACCAUGGCCUCCGGCAGCAACUCGAGGGGAAACAAGUUCCACGCAGAAUUUUGGAUUUCGUUUUGCAUUUUUUUCCGGUCCUGGGCGAAAUAG
Messenger RNA from Hordeum vulgare subsp. vulgare (domesticated barley), 786 nucleotides. RefSeq names its product cysteine-rich repeat secretory protein 38-like. The coding region runs from base 1 to 786 and encodes 261 amino acids. The transcript has 3 exons. NCBI's taxonomy places the organism in Eukaryota, Viridiplantae, Streptophyta, Magnoliopsida, Poales, Poaceae. The record is from RefSeq and is a predicted model, not a curated record.